Paramecium sonneborni is the source of this 9567-nucleotide messenger RNA. Lineage: Eukaryota; Ciliophora; Oligohymenophorea; Peniculida; Parameciidae. The record is from the annotation of a GenBank genome assembly.
AUGAUGAAAGCAGAAAAGAAAUUAGAUUAAGGAUAUAAAGAGAGAGUUACAUAAAUCUUAACUCUUUAAAAAUAGAAAAUUUCUUCCUUGCUUUGUCUAAAAGAUGAUUAAACUUUUUAGAUUAAUUGCAAAAGCUUAUUGGCUUAAAUAGAAAAUGAUUUUAUUUUAAUCAUAAAUGAGAGUGAUUAAUUGUAAAAUAAGAACAUAAAUCAAUAGUUGUUAAAAUUAUUAACAGAUGCUUAAUUUAGAAUUUAUUAAGUUAUUAAUUAAACUGAAAAUAUAUCUGAAAUAGAAACUCUUCUUAAUGAUUAUAAUGAAAAAUUAGAAUAAAUUAAUAAAUAUGCAGAAACAUUAACAAAAAAUAUAAGUUAAGAUUUUGAGGAUAAAAACUUUGAUUUUUAUGCAUUGUUUUAGGAAUGUAAUGAUUAAUUUAUUACCUAAACCAAAAAAACAAAAAAUUAUUAUAAAUAAUUUAAAAAGAUGUUAAAGCUUAAGUUAGAUUUGAUAUUAUAAUAAUCUUCAAUUUUUAGAAAAAUUGAAACAACAAAAAAGUAAAUCUUAUAAGAUGAUAAAUUGUAAGGGCAAUAAAAUCAACCUUAAGAAUAAGAGCAGCAAAAUAUUAGCAUUUUUAUUUAAGAAUUUAAGGAUCGAAGAGAUAAUUAUUUUAGUGAAAAACUAAAAUCUUAAAUUAGUAAUAGUUUAUUUAAUUCAGCUUAUUAAAAGAAAGAAUAAAUAAUUAUCAAUUUGAAACUAACAAACUUUUUAUACUUUUUUUAUUCAUUAUUUUUUAGUAGUUAAUUUGAAUAAGUAAUUAAGGGAGAUAAUGUGAAUGACUCAAUAUGGUAAGAUAUAAAAAAUGCUUAUAAAGAUAUUAAAGAGAAUAUUUUUGAUUUGAUUAAAUUGAAACCAGACCAUAAAGUAAGGGAAGGAUUAGUCUUCAAUUUAAUAAGACUAUAAAAUAGUGUCUAAGAAUAAUAGAUAACUUCUUUUACAUGUAAAAUUUUAUCUUAUAUUUGGGUAUUUGAAAAAGAUUAAAGAGUGAGAAAUUUAUUAAAAAAUAAAGAAUUGAUAGAAUUUUAGAAACAGCUUUUUUCUUAAACUUUAGAUAUAUAAAAUGGAAAAGAAAGUAUAAUACUCAUCCUAGAUAGUUAUGACGAGAUGAAGUAAGAUUGUAUUUAAUAAAAUUUAUUAAUGACAAAUAAACUGUUUCAGGAUUUGAAUAUUAAUAAAGUAAAUCAUUAAAUGAAAGUAAUAAUUACAACAAGAAAAGAGAUAUUGAAUACGACAGGUUACUAAACUUGGUUUUAUGGAGAGAGCAUUUCAACUUUAAAAGAAAUUUAAUUACAAAAUUUUAAUGAGGCAUAGUAAAAUGAAUAUUUAAAUUAAUAUGUUGUAUUGAGUAUCAAAAGGAAAAUAAAAGAAGUUUAUGAAUUUGUUAAAUCUGUUACUGGAUAAAUGUUUGAUUUGGAAGAAUUUCUAAAUAUAUGGAGUUUAAUUUCUUCAUAAAUUACAGAUUGCAUUAAGAAAUCUGAAAUUAAUUUAUCAGAUGGAAUUUUUUAACCUAAAGAAGAAGAAGCUAUUAUUAAAAAAGUUAAAACACAUAAGACUUUGAAAAUAUUAAAAGAAGAAUAAACUACUACAUUACAAAAAGAAUUGCUAGCUUUAUGGAAUGUAAAUAAAUUUAAAAAAUCAAUUCAAAGUAUUAAUAUUCAAUAAUUAUUAACUACUCCAUUUAUGUUAGAAAUUAUAGUAUAAGUAUUACCAAAUAUGGCUAGAAUGUACACAGGAACUUCAAUAAUAAAAGAUAAUUUGAUAAAGAAUUAUAUGAAAUUAUAAAAAUAAACUAACAUGUCACUAACUGCAAGAGAAUUUUAUUAAAAAGAAUAUUAACCAUUUAAUCAAAAUAAUAUAUAAAACUUAAAAAAGUUAGAAGAUGAAAAAAUGCUUAAAGAAGAAAAUGAUCAAGAAUUUAAUAAUUAUAUUGAAAAAACAAAAAUAGAUUAAAUAAUUGAUAAAUUAGAAAGUUAGAAUUUCUUCUAAAAUUAUUCAAUUGUUAGUAUAUUAAAUUAUAAUGAUGACACUAUUAUAUUUGAUGGCUAUAAAGUAAAAUUAAAUCCUGAUGAUAUAAAUUUAGUAAUAAUGUCUUUGAAAAUGAAAAAGUUUACAGUUUUUGAGUUUUAUGACAGCUUUAUUAGUUUUUAUCACGAAUAAUAAAUUCACAAAUAAAGAGAUUCUGGUAAAAUAUCAAAUUAUUAAAAUUUCAAAUAUGACAUUUUUUAAUUCUCUUAUUCUCUAGCUAUCGAUAUGACAAUAAGAGAAUUAUCAUAAAUAAACUACAAGCCAUAAGGGAAACUAGAUUUAAAAAGUAAUUAUAAAAUUGAAUAAGUAAUUGAUGAUUGGUUAAAAUAAUAUUUUGAUGUAGAAGAUGAAUAUAAAAAGUUAAUAAGAAGUUGUAUCUUAUUAAGUGCUAAAGGUAGUUCAUAUUCAUUUACACAUAAAUCCAUUUAAGAAUUUUAUGUAGCUAAAUAUAUUUAUGAUCUUUUAGUAGUCUUGUAUAAUUUUCAUGAUACCUAAAAUGGUAAUGUAAAUCUUGAGAAAAAUAAGUAAAUAUUAUUAAAAUCAGUGUUUAAUGAUCAAAAAUUUAAUAUUUCAACAGAAAACUUCAAGAAUGUAAUAAACUUUAUUAAAGAAAUGUUAAUUAACGAUGAUAGUAUUAUUUAAAAGUUGAUAGAAAUAGUAUAACUCUCAAGAACAGAUACAUAUUGUAGAUCUGCAUCAAACAGUAUAUAUUUAUUAAAAUAUAUGAAUGUUUUUUUGGGAUCUAAAGAUUUUAAUAAUAUUGAAUUAGCCAACACAAAUAUUUCAGGUUUAAGUUUUUUUGAUUGUGAUCUAAGUCAUUCAAAAUUUUAAAAUGUAGAAAUAAAUUCAUGCAAUCUCAAUUUUACUGAUUUAUCAAAUGUAAAAUGGUUAAAUGUUAUAUGUAAUGAAAAACCAUUUCUUAAAGGACACAAAAAAAGAGUUACUGAAGUAAAAUUUUCGUAGGAUGGUUAAUAUAUCAUAUCAUCAGGAGAAGAAAACGAAAUAAAAUUAUGGAAUGCAGAAUCCUUUAAAUACAUUUAAGAUUUAGAAGGACAUACAGGUCCAAUCAAUUCUUUAUCAUUUUCAUCAGAUUCUUCUAUACUUUUGUCUGGUAGUGAUGAUCGUACCAUUAGAAAAUGGAAUUUAAGAGAUGCAAAAGAUCCUCAAAUAAAAAUUAAAAGUGAAAUCUUAGUUUAAUUCGAAAGUAAAAUCUUACAAAUAUAAUUAUCUAAAGACUAAAAAAAGUUAUAUGUAUUAGAUAAAGAAGGGGUUUUUUUAAUUUUGACUCUAUAAAAAGAUGAUUUAAGUUUCUUUGAUAAUUAUGUUUUCAAAAUAGAAAAAUCUUAAAUGGAGUUAUUUGCAUUAAAUCCAAUAGAACCUAUAGUUGCUAUUGUAUAUUACAAUGGCAAAAUUGAAUUAAUAAAUUAUUCAUCAAAAUAGUAUGAAAUACUUAAAACUUUUAUUUAACCUAUUAAGGAUCUAAUAAUAAAAAAUAUUUUAUUUAGUCCAGAUGGAAAUUAUCUUGCAAUAUCAACAAGAAAAGGCGCUUUAGUUUGGGAUAUUAAAAACAUUACAAAUUAAUUUAUAAGUGAAUUUAAUUUCAAUUAUAUUGAACUAUAAUAAAUAUAAUUUGAUUAGAAAAGCGAAUAUUUAGUUUUUAUUACAAAUAGUUUUGUAUUUAAGUAGGAAUUAAAAUAAUAAAAAAUCCAAGACUAAGAGAAAAAAAUAAUUUGUUUGGAAUUUGCAACUUAUUAAAAUGGAAAUUUAUUUGCAAUCGUAUAAGAGAAAAAACUCAUCAUAAAAGAAUUUGCAUAAAUAAUAUAUUCUAAAGAUUUUGAUUUAUAACCAAAAAAGUUGAAAUUUUCAAGCGAUGGCUCUAAAUUAUCCUUUUUUUUAUUACAAGAUGAAAUUAAAUAAAAUUUUUUAAUUUUGGAUAUAUAAAAAUAAGAGAUAAUAUGUAACCUUAAUUGGAAUAAUUAAUUGCAACAUCUUUGUAUUUCAAACAACUUUGAAAAAUUAUUAAUUCUAUUUAAAUUAUUAGAAAAUGAAGCUAUUUAAAUUGAAGGAUGCUAAAUAAUGGAUACAAAAAAAAUAAAUUAAGAUAAUUAAAAUAAGGAAUUAGAUUUUGAAGUUGAAAAAUUUUGUGUUAAAGCAAAUAGUUCAUUAAUUGCUUACAUAACUUUUGAUGCUGAAUCUAUAAAAAUUUAUGAUAUAAAUUUAAAUAAGCAUUUAGAAGAUUCUCUUGUAAAUGAUAAGAAAAAAGUUUAUGAUUUUUAAUUCUCGCCUUCUUAAAACUAACUAGCUGCUGUUUAUAAGGGGGAAUUGGUACUCUAUAAUUUAGAUUCAAAACCAAUUUCAAUAAAAAAAAAAAUAUUUUAAAAUGAUUUAGUAAUUUAAUCUAUAAAUUAUUCUCCUGAUGGUACAUAAAUUGGAUUAGUAUUUCGAGAAUCCUUUUAGAUUUAUCAUUAAAGUAGUGAUAAUGUAGUUGAAAUAAAAGAUAUUUUAUCAUCUAAAGAAGUAACAUUUUCAAUAGAUAAUAAAUUCAUAGGUUUUAUAAAUUAAAAUUAAAGAAUUAUGAUUUUAAAUAAAGAUCAAAACAAUUAAAAUAAAUAAUUGGAUUAUCCUAAUAAGCUUAAAUUAAUAUUUACAUAAGAUAACAAAGCUAUCAUAACUGGAGGUGAAAAUAAACUUACUUUAUUGAAUUCUUCAUCCUAUCAAAUAAUAAAAGAAAGCUUAACUUUUGUAAAUUUUGAAGCUAUGACUUUUUCACAUAAUUUAAAUUUAAUUUGUUUACUGAAGGAUAGAGUCUUAGAAUUAUGGGAAUAUUCAAAUGAAGAAUUUAAAUAUUUAGGAUCAUAAUUGUAUGAUCUUCCAAUUAAAUAGUUAGAUUUUAUAAAUAAUGGUUAGCAGAUAUUAAUAUUAAAUUAGAAUUCAAAAUUAAGAUUAUAGAAAUUGAAUUGUUUUUAAAAUUAAUAAAUAUUUUAAGGAUGUUUUUGUGCAGGAGGCAUUUCAAAUACUGGAUAAAUUGCAUUAGCAGAUGAAGAUAUAAUUAAAAUAUACGAUUCAUAAUUUUAAUAAACAUAAACAUUAAAUUUUGAUGGAAUAAAAUAUUUAGAGUUCUUUGAAAUAAAUUAAAAUUAGUUAUUAAUUAUAUUAUCGACAAAGAUAAUCAUCUAUAAUUACAAGAAUGAUGAAAAAAGUAUUAUUUAUUUAUAACUUUUUGUUUAAAAUGAUUAUAAAGUCAAUUUAUAUAAUGAUUUAAUCAUAUUUUAAUAAGAAAAUGUUACAAGUAUAUGGAAUGCAAGUGACUUUAAGAAAAUUUAAUUAUGUGGAUAUCAUGAAAAUAUUUAUUGCUUUUCUAUUUUAGAAAACGAGAAAUAUGCACUAGGAAUAAAAGAUGGGUAAGAGAUUGAAAUAAAGGAUGCAUUUAAUGUAAUAUAUGCUCAUCCUAAUGAAAAUACUUAAAUUUAUUAAAUAAUAAUUACUAAUGAAUAAUACAUUAUUUUGACAGAAUCUUAAAAUCUUUUAGUUUAUCAAAUAGAUUAAAAGUCAACCAUUGAAUUUUAAGAUAAUGUAUUAGGGAUUACAUAUUUUAAAGAAAGAAAUUAAAUAGCAAUAAUAACAAAAAAUAAAAUUUAAUUGAUUGAAUUUUCAAUGAAUUAAUUUAAUAUUAUUGAUUCCUUUGAUUUUGAUCAUAAGGCAAAAUCUUUUUGUAAUCUUUCUAUUUCAGAGAAUGGAGAGACUCUGUUGAUAAAUUCAAGUAAAUUUAUACAUUUAAUUCAUAUUUCAAAUAGUAGAAAAUUGAAUUAUUAACAGUUUUAUUUUUCUUUUGAAGGAUUAGGAUUUGAUGGUUUAAUAAAAUAAAUACAAAUGUUUUCAGAACUAGGAACAUCUAAUAAAUAACAUUAUUUAGUUUCGAUUAAUAAUGAUACAUUUAAAAUAUAAGAAUUAUAGAAUUGUAACAAAACAGUAUAAAUUUCUUCUAGAAGAAAUUUAAAAAAAUUUGAAUUGAGUUUAGAUGAAAAAUUUAUUUUUUUUGUUGUUGACAGAGAAGGCUGGAUUUUUAAUAAUAAAAUUUAUGGAUUUACAACAGCAAAUGAUGAUUGCAUUUAAAUUAACUCUUUCUGUAAGGCAGUUGGAGGAGAUUCAUAUAUUUUCCUUAAUAAAAUAAAUAAAAUUGUUUUAUUAUCAGCUUAAACAACAUCUUCUAUAGAAAUUGAUAUAAAAAUAGAUGAAGUAACUUGCAUUGAGUUCUUAUCAUAACAGAAUGUAUUAGUUUUGAGCACAGUGAAGAAUAAUAUUAUAUGUUACGAUUACAAAGCAAAAAAGAUUAUUGGAACCCUGAAAGGACAUUGGAAAACAAUUAAUUCUAUGGCAGUUUCAACAAAUGGAAGUGUGCUUGCAUCAGCAAGUGAUGAUUAAUUAAUAAAAGUAUGGAAUAUUAAUUAAAAUGAAACAUAAGAAAUUAUGUAAGCUCAUUUAAAUUCAAUAAGUGCAUUAGCUUUUUCUUAAGAUGGAUAAAUACUUGCAUCAGGAAGUUUAUAGAAUUCAUAAGAUGAAGUUCCAAUAUUUCUUUGGGAUCUUAUUGAUAAAAAAUUAAUUGUUUAAUUAAAUGGACAUUAAAGUUCUAUUAAUUGUAUAGAAUUUUCUUAUUGUUCAAGAUUUUUAAUUUCAGGAGAUUAAGAUGGAGUAAUAAUUAUUUGGAACAUUCAAUAUCCUAAAACAACAUAAAUAAUUUACAUUAUGGAUGAAUUAAAUAUAAGCAUUAAUUCUCUUACCAUUUCUCCUAAACAAUAAAACUUUAUUACAAUUUGCAAUUUAGAUAAUAUAUAAAAGUGGAACUUUUAGAAAAUAAAAUAAUUAAAAUAGAAAACCAUAAUUUUAAAAUUAUAAAAGAAACCAACUCGCAAAAUCCAUUAAAUAUACAACUUUAUUUCAGAUCAAUAGUUUAUUUAUGUUGACUCUAGUUUUAAUUUAACAAUAUUAAAUAUACAAACUUAAAAAUCAAAAAUUUUAGAAUAAAAUAAAUGCAUUUUUAGAAUUAUACCAUCAAAAGAUCACAAUUUUAUUUUAUGUUUUGAAAAAUUUGGAACUAACUCUUGGUAGAAAAACCAGGAAAAAAAAUGGUUCAAAUAAAAUUUAUAUAUUCCUAAGUCAUAAUCAAAUUUUAUUUUACUUAGUCUUGAUGGUCAAUUUUUAUAUAUAAUUGAAAAAAUUGAAGAUAAAUAAAAUGAUUUGGAUAAUAAAAAAUCAAGAAGAAUUUAGUUAUAUGAUAUGAAUAAAACAAAUUCUUAAUAUGAGAAAAUUAGAUAUUAAUUUGAUUAAGAAGAACCUUUAUAAGGGUUUUUGUCAUUAGAUUUAACUCUAGCUAUAGUUAUUUAUAAAUCAGAAAUUAGAAUAUUAGAUAUAAAAAAUAGAAAGAAUAAUAAGAUAUUGAAAAUAAGUUUAGAACCAUGUAAAAUUGCGAUUUCUGAUGAUAAUAAAUAUUUAGCUUUUUGUUAAAUAAUACCUAAUUAAUAAAAUUAAUCUUUAAAAAUAAGUAGCAGUAUUUAUAUAUGGGAAUUUUAAAAUCAAAAUAUCUUGAUACCAUUAGAAAUUACAAAUUAAAAUUUGUUAGAAAUAGAAAAUUUUUAUAUUUCUAGCCUUGAUUCCAACAAAAUCUAUGCUAUCUAUUCAGAUGGCACUGUUAGAAAUUGGAAUAUAAAAACAAAAUAGGCGGAAUUAAUCAAUUUUUCGGUAAAAAUUCCUCGAAAGGCAUAAUUAAAAUUUUCUAAUAACUUUUAAUUUUUAAUAACUUGUGAAUAAACUUGUAUAUCCGUAUGGUAAAUUAAAAAUCCGUAAAAUUAUUUUGAAAUAAUUAGUAAUAAUUAUUCUUAGAUAAUUUUUUCCAAAAAUGAAGAAAAUUUUACAAUAGCAUUUGCUUAAAAGAAUAAAAACAAUAAAUUUGAAAUUGUUUUGAAGAAUUUUAAUAAACAAUGUGUAAUUGAAAUUUAAGAAGUAAUCUCAUUUUUAAUAGCUUUUACAAAUAAUGAUUAAGGAUUGAUUUUUUGCCAAUGUAUGAAAAUAUGUCUUUGGAAAAUAGAUGAAUCACUAAAUUAUGAAUUAAUAGGAUAUUGGUAAUUACCAGGAGAGUAAAGAAUAAUGGAAUUUGGAUAUGAUUUUUAAGAAUAAGAAUUAACUGUAUUAUAAAAGAAUGAAAUUAAAGUAUUUAAAUUAAUUCCAGCUGUUCACUUAAUAGAUUUUGAAGAAAUAACAAUUCAAUCAACUUGUUUUUCUCCUGAUAAUAAGUAUUUUAUUUCUAUAAACCCUUUUUUAAGUAUAUAUUAAAUAGAAGAUCUUUAAACAAUCAUUCAAAACUAAGAAUUUAUAGGAUAAAUGAUUCAAUUUUAAUCAAAUGAAAUUUUAGUAAUUUUGAAUAAUAAAGAGCUUUAAUUUAUUAAUAUUUCUAAGAUUGAUAAAAUAGAAGAAAUUAAAAAGAUUACCUAUUAAAAUUAAAUCUGUGACAUUGUGUUUAGUUUAAAUUAUUCAUUAAUAUAGUAUAAAGCUUUUGAAAAUUCAAAAAAAAUAAAAAAAAAUAAUCCUGUAAAAAAAUAUACAUUGAAUCAAAAUAAUAAAUUAAACGAAAAUUUUUUCUUAGGCAUUUUUCAUUCAACAAAAACACCACUAUUCAGUUAAAAUGGAUAGUAUUUUGCAUUAGAUAAUCAUUCAAAUAAUAUCAAAAUAGUCAGUACAGAACAAAUUAAAUUAUUAAGCUCUGAAUAAUGUAGUAUUUUAGAUAAAAAAAUUAAUCAUGGUUAGAUAUUUUAUUCUCCUUGUGGAGAAUUAAUAUAUUUAUUUACACAUAAUAGUAUUAAAAUUUUAGAUUCUAAUACUAUGAAUUUAAUGAUUUAAUAGGACUUAGAUUUUGAGGUAAAAGAGAUUGAAAUAUGUUAAAAUUGGAACUAUUUUGCUUUAAUGGGCUUAAACUUUGUUAAAAUUUAUUUAUUCUAAAAUAACAAAGAGUUUAAUAUUUAUAGGACAAUUGAAGAAGAUUAAAAUACAAUUAAAUGUAUUGCAUUAUCUCCUAAAGGAGAUCUUUUAUUAACAGGUUUAUAAAAUUAAUUAGACUUUACAAAUUCCAUUUCAUUAUGGAAUAUAAAGGAAUGUAAGAUGUUAUGUACAAAUAAUUAAAUACAUGAUUAGAUAUAGAUUCUUAAAUUUUACCCAAAUGGAACUAAUUUUGCAGUUGGUUUAAAAGAUGGAUCUGUUAAUUUAUUUUCAAUUGAUAUUAAAUAAACUAAUUACUAUAAAAAAAUAGAGUCAAAGAAAAAUGAAAAUACUUAAAAUUAAAUUAGCUAGAUUAAUGAUUAGUAUAAAAUCUUUUGUUAUUAAUCAUUUGCAUAGUAAUCAUUAUUGUAUGCUCAAGAAUGUAUUUUAUCAGAAUCAACUAUUAUGUCAGAUCAAAAAUCAAUUAUUGAAAUAUUACAUCAAAAAGGUGCAAAAGGUUGA